Messenger RNA from Malus domestica (apple), 1969 nucleotides. Lineage: Eukaryota; Viridiplantae; Streptophyta; Magnoliopsida; Rosales; Rosaceae. The record is from RefSeq and is a predicted model, not a curated record.
CACACACACACACACACACACACAGGCAGAGUCUCCGUCCCACUUAUUUCACUCAAGUCUUCAACGGCCUUAUCAUCUCCUCCAAUGUCCAUCGCCAGUUCUGCUGCAACUUCAGCAGACUGGUCUUCUGCUUGCGUGAUCUCAUCCAAAAAUCCUCACAAAUUUCACUUCCUCGCAUCAUUCAAAACCCAUUUAUUCUAUUCCAUUAAUCCCACUUGCUAUAGCAAUAAUCUCCGAGUUUUCAAUGCAAAUUUAACCAAUUUUCCCGUCAUUGAAUUGGACUUGAAGUUACAAAACUCCCCAGAAGAAUGUCCAGCUCCAACGCCGGGUGCCGAGGACUCGAACGAUUUCAUAUGUGGCUUGUUUCAGAAUCCUCAGACGGAAGAAUGCGCCUACGAUCACUACGAGAAAGCCCGAAAGAAGCCUGAAUUCAGACCAAACAAAUCGACAUUGGAGCAGCUGAUAAGUGAUCACGGAGAUGAAGUUGCUGUCCCGGCUUUUGAUUCGACGAUGAGAGGAUAUAAUGAGCUUCAUAUGUUUAAAAGCACGAUUUCCGUGUUUGAACGGAUGGAAUCCGAUGGAAUUACUGCGAAUUCCGGAUGCUAUUGCCGGAUCAUGGAAGCUUAUAUGAAAAAGGGUGAUUGCAGAAAAGUUAAUGAAUUGUUUGAAGAAAUGAAAAGUAGGGAAUUAGAUUUGGUGCCUUUUUCUACUCAAAUAUACGGAAUUUUAUGUGAAUCACUGUGCAAAUUGGGACAGCCCUUUGAAGCUCUUGAGAUUUUCCGAAGUGUGACGGAGAGAGGAGUUUAUUUAGAAUCUUCAAAGAUUUACUCUCUGCUGAUUUGUUCAUUCGCAAGCAUUCGAGAAGUAGGGGUGGCUGAAGAGCUUUUUGAAGAAGGAGAGAGCAAGAAAUUGUUGAAGGAUCCGAGUUUGUUUUUAAAAAUGAUAUCAAUGUAUGUGGAAGAAGGGUUGACAGAGAAGACUCUCGGAGUAGUUAAGGUGAUGAAGGGUGCGAAUAUCAGGGUUUCCGACAAUAUAUGCUGUGCGGUUGUUAGUGGCUUCUCUAGGAAAAAUCGACUCCUGACCGCUGUUAAAUUUUUCGAAGAUUUGGUGUCGAUGGGCUGCCAGCCAGGGCAAGUGACAUACGCGUCCAUCAUCAAUGUCUAUUGCCGCCUAGGGCUUAACUCGAAGGCGGAAAUGGUUUUUGAGGAGAUGGAGGAAAAGGGGUUUGGAAAAUGUGCUGUGGCAUAUUCUAGCAUGGUUGUGAUGUACGGGAAAACAGGGAGGCCAAGAGAUGCAAUGAGGCUUGUGGCGAAGAUGAAAGAAAGAGGGUGUAAGCCGAACGUAUGGAUAUACAAUUCUUUGAUGGAUAUGCAUGGAAGGGACAAGAAUUUGAGGCAGGUUUCGAAGAUUUGGACGGAAAUGAAGCGAAGGAAGGUAGUGCCGGAUAAAGUAAGCUACACGACGGUUAUAAGUGCUUACAACAAGGCAGGGGAGUUUGAAAUGUGUAUGAAAUAUUACCAUGAGUUUAGGGUUCAUGGGGGUGUUUUGGACAAGGCUUUGGCUGGAAUGAUGGUUGGGAUUUUUUCGAAGACGGGCCGGAUUGAUGAGCUGGUGAAGCUUUUGAGAGAUAUGAAAUCGGAAGGGAUGGCGUUGGAUGGGAGGCUUUACCGGUCAGCCUUGAAUGCUUUGACAGAUUCGGGGCUGGAAAUGCAGGUAAAAUGGCUGCAAGGUAGCUUUAAGGUUACAUAGAUUAUAUCGAUAGGCCUCUUAAAUCUUGAUUCGAUUUCGAAAUUUUUCAUUUUAUCUGUACAGAUCGAAAUCGAAUUCUAGCGUUAGAUAGAGAGGAGACUCACAUGUGUUUGUGAGCCCUACUUCUAUUACAGAACAAAUGUGGCAUGUAAAAUGUAGUAAGAGUGUCAUUUUUUGCCAAAUAUAUGCACCAAAUGAGUAGUGCUAUAUUUACCAUUUA